Molecule: messenger RNA, 2090 nt
Organism: Thalassophryne amazonica
Lineage: Eukaryota; Metazoa; Chordata; Actinopteri; Batrachoidiformes; Batrachoididae
Gene: mief1
Product: mitochondrial elongation factor 1
Exons: 6
Coding region: 425-1873 (482 amino acids)
Biological process (GO): mitochondrion organization; positive regulation of mitochondrial fission
Cellular component (GO): mitochondrial outer membrane
Source: RefSeq, a predicted model, not a curated record
GCAAAAGAAGAAGCAUCAAACUGGAUGUAAUACCUGAUUAGUCGGCUCUUUCGUUGUUGCCUGUGACUCAGUUUUCUUCUGUUAGACAAAUAAAUUGGUCUUAUUUCUGAAACGUACAAGGGAGGGAGCCUUCCCCUGUCUGAGUGAUCCCUGAUGGGCGGGUGGUCUCGCAGUGCGGUGUUGGAGCUGUACCGGGCGCUGCUUCGUGCAGGGCGUCACCUUCAGUACACUGACCGUAACUACUACUAUCGUGUUGUGGCUCUUGAGUUUCGCCACUGUCAAACUCUGACAGCACCUGAGCAGAAAGAGGCUGCACUGAAGCGAGGUCAGUUUUUCCUCAGCAGCAGAUUAGGCGGCCUUAUGUAGGAGGAGGGAGGAACAGACAUCUGGAGGAGGACAUACUGGUCAGCAUCUCCUAGACAGGAUGGCAGGGGUGAAUGGAGACCGGAAAGGGAAGAAAGAUGACAAUGGGAUUGGCACAGCUAUUGACUUCAUGCUUUCUAAUGCCAAGCUGGUCCUGGGUGUGGGAGGAGCAGCCAUGCUUGGUAUUGCAACACUAGCUGUCAAAAGAAUGUAUGACCGUGCCAUGAGUGCUCCCACCAGUCCAACAAAGAUGCAGCAGACUGGAAAACGCAGCUGGGAGGAGCCUGCCUGGAUGGGUUCGUCCCCACGGGUUCUAAAUCAUGACAUGAAGUCCACAGUCAGCAGGUCACUGCAGUCUCUGCCCACGUCUUCACAUUCUUUUGAUCCAGACUAUAAGCGGAAGGGCUGGGCAGCUGUUGGUGGCAGUCGUGCUGCGCAGUCAGGCCUCCUGCGGGCCCGAAUGCGUUUGUCCUUGCAGGAACACCUCUGGGCGUUCUACCAUAAUCACGUCAAUAUCCCUGUUGAGGAGCAAGCUCUGGCCAAGAAAGCAGCUUUAGACAUCUGCGCUGAGCUCAGAGUCUUUAUUCACGCCAAACUGCCUGACAUGCCACUGAGAGAGAUGUACCUGAGUGGAAGUCUGUAUGAUGACCUGCAGGUGGUAACGGCCGAUCACGCUCAGCUGAUGGUGCCUCUCAUCUUAGAGAAGAACUUGUGGUCAUCUGUUCCUGGUGAGGACACCAUCAUGAACGUUCCUGGUUUCUGGCUUGUCCGCAGGGAAAACCUAGAAUAUUUCCCACGGAGCAGCAGCCACUGGGACCGUUGCCUCGUUGGAGGUUACCUCUCUCCUAAAUCUGUGCUGGAGGUUUUCGAUAAGCUUGUGGCCGGUUCCAUAAACUGGCCAGCAAUAGGGAGCGUCCUCGACUACAUCAUCCAUCCUGUGGUUCCGUCAGAAACUCUCACACUAGAGGUGCAGUAUGAAACCAACCGGAAGCUGUAUGUGGACUUCCUGCCUUUGCUUGUGAUGGAAGAUGGAACCUCGCUGAUUGCUAAACCACAUCGUCUUGCGGCGGAGCGCCAUGAAAACCUUUGGCGACAGAGUUUUCGUGUGGCUGAGACGACACGGCUCAGAGCUCUGGAUCAGGAGGAUGGGGGCUGCAGAUGCACCUGCCUGAAGGUGGCAAAAGCAGUGUGCAAGCUUAACGCUGCUCUUAACCGGCUCAAUUCCAGCCAGCUCACCAAUGCCAUCUUGUUACUGAGUGAACAAGAAGGUGACUGGACCCAAGAGGUGUUGGCUGACCGCUUCCUCCAGCUGCUACGGACACUAGUAGGACACCUAGAGGCUGGGACUCUGCCUUGCACUUUCAACCCAAAGGUAAACUUGUUCUGUGAGUUAACACAUCAGGAAGUGGAUGAACUGGGGUAUACCCUCUACUGUGCUCUGUCAGAUCCAGGAGGUCUGCUCAGAACUGCUGUAGCACCGCCCGCCCCUCUAGGAGAAUCUCUGAACUGAGGAGAGUCAUUAAGCAGUGAUGUGGCUCUAAAGUGACGCUGGGGGAGAUACCUACAGAAAAAAGCAUGCGUGUUCCCAUUGUCUCGUUAAACACAGUAUGUCCGACAUGUGUUAAAGUGGAAGUUUCUGUGUCAAAAUUGUUGACCAAAGUUACAUGAGGUGUGAUCCAAUUUUAAUUAAAGCUGUCACUAAGCCAUUGUAUUAAUGAAGAGGAGAC